UUAUUUCAAUGCUUUUUAUUUUAAAUGGGAAACAUCGGAAUUGUUUACAUUUUGGUUUUGCUUAUAAGUGUUUUGGUUGUGUUGCGGAAAGAAAUAUAGGGAAAAUGAAUUUUUAAAAAUGUAUGCUGCUAUAGCGCUAAUGGACGCCGAGGAAUCCGAAGAAAGGGAAAGGCGGAUACAGAGGAGGAGAUUGCGACACCACACCAAAGUAAUGGAACUACCUGAGACUGAAUUUGUUGCAAAUUCCCGAAUCAAUAAACAAAUAUUCCAAUACAUAUUAAACGAAUUAAAAGAGCACAUGGCUCCAUCACAUAGAAGCACCCACCUAUCGCACCAGCUAAAACUCGCGACUUUUUUAAGAUUUCUCGCCACCGGCAGUUACCAAAAAUCUGUUGGUAACGAAAAUAUUUCGUCGAUGGGGCAGUCAACUGCAGCCAACGUGAUCAGGGAAUGCCUAAAUAUUUUUGAGGACCAUUUUUGCCAGAAAUGGGUGAAUUUUAGGAGAAACAUCGAUGAGGAAAAUGCAGUUAAAGAAUAUUUCUUUGAGAAAUACGGAAUACCUGGGGUUAUUGGUUGUGUUGAUGGAACACACGUUCGUAUUAAGUCGCCAGGAAGUGACAACCACCAUUUAUACCUCAACCGCAUGGGUUUUUACAGUAUCAAUGUAAUGGCGAUAUGCGAUCACAACAUGGUAAUCACAUUUGUUGACGCUAGGCAUCCAGGGGCGAAUCAUGAUUCAUUUGUUUGGAAUGUGAGUCACGCAGAACAGGAGCUAAAAUCUGAUUAUAACAAUGGAAAAACCAACACAUGGCUACUCGGUGAUUCUGGUUACCCCUUGCAGCCAUACUUGAUUACGCCAUUCAGAAGCGCAGCCAAUGAAAUUCAACGAAUUUACAACACAAAGCACUCGAAAGCUCGUAAUGUAAUUGAGAGAUGUUUCGGUGUUUUUAAAAACCGAUUUCGAUGUAUAAUUGGCUCGAGAGGGCUGCACUAUUCACCAGAAAAAGUUACACAAAUUGUAAAUGUGUGCUGUGCUAUUCAUAACGUUUGUAUAUUUUUCAAACAUCAAAUUCCAUUGGAGAGCCCAGAUAUGGAGAAUCUUGUUAGUUACGAAGAAGAACUGGAAAACAGUAACAUUUCGAAUACAGCUGCCCUUAUUAGAAUGAGAAUAGCAGAGAGUUUGUUAUAAACGCAGUUUUAUUAUAA
Molecule: messenger RNA, 1206 nt
Organism: Rhagoletis zephyria (snowberry fruit fly)
Lineage: Eukaryota; Metazoa; Arthropoda; Insecta; Diptera; Tephritidae
Product: putative nuclease HARBI1
Source: RefSeq, a predicted model, not a curated record